AUGCCGACCUCCAGUCAAGCGCUACUGUUGAUGCAUACAGGACGAAAUGAUCUCACUUUGGACAAACCGGAGGUGGUACCAAAGAAAACUAGAAUAGGUUCUUGCUCCCAACGAGAACUCACACCAUGUCCAGUAUCACAUGUCGACAUCAACGAACUUUGGAAGUCGUCCAUCGUGGACAAUGGUGAACAGCUCAUUGUGGAAGACUUGACGAAUCUUGAAGAUGAAAAAGAAUCGUCGACAGUUUCGAGUGAGUUCAACAUAAAAGGAUAUAAAACUAUUUUAUCCUAUAAUAAGUCAUCUGGAUCAUUUGCAUGGAAGUUCAAUCAGUCUGAUCAAGCAGACAGCAAUGACACUCGGGAGCAAGAGACCACAGUUUUACCUGAACCUGCAAAAGUGCGACCAAAGACAGGCGUCGGAACAGAUAGAACACGAAACAGAACACAUGAAGCUACUUCCAGGCCAAAAACAGCUGAUGUGUCUGGCUCCAGACGCCAAUCUGUUACUUUCGCCAAACCUCUUUACUAUUCCUGCUCGAACAAAGGUGAUAAGCUUGUGUGUUUCGGCCUCCGAGUGCCUGGCCAAAAGGAAACUGAGAAAACUGAAAGCAAAUCCAUUCUCAAGUCCUCUUUUCAUCCUAAUCAAGGAUCAGAAUUAAAUCUAGAGACUGGCGGGGAUGGCGAAAUCAGGAUAAAGAUGAAAGGACUCAAAAGAAACGCUGUCACCACAAAAUCGUCUGGUUCCAAUGUUUCCAGCAAGACUGAUAAGGCGAUGAUCUCACAAAUGUGGAAAGAACAACAACAAAAAGAUUCUGUCGCCAAAAAAUGCAAAAAUGAGAAAAAUGAAAACGAGAGCUAUGCAGUAUCAUUUGCUAACCGAGUCCAUCCGUCUAUCUACAUGCGGAAAGAUCCCCCGAACGCUGGGUCAUUUGACGUCUGCUUCAGUUUGCGCCAUAAUGAUGCUGUGUCUCAUGAUCACCUGAGAAAUAUCAUACACCAACAGACUGGUGUCGUCCCUGUACAAAUGAGAUACGAGGUCUUGUCCAUUCGUGUAGGAGACUAUGGUAUUCGGAAUCGCUGGAUCGUCAAAACCGGAAGUCAAGAAGAUCGCGACCAGCUUAUUGAGAGCGGUUUAUUCAUAGACAAUGAUAAUAUUGUGGUGAUGUCAUUGGAAGAAAUUAUGCAGAGGGAGUUCCGAACAUACAAGUUUCUUACACAAACGAAAGCGGAACACACCGCAGCAAGGAUAGGAUGUAAUAUACGAAAUAAAAUACAAAUGAAAACGAAUAAAGUCAAAUAG
This is a messenger RNA of Ylistrum balloti, 1299 nucleotides long. RefSeq lists its product as uncharacterized. The transcript has 2 exons. Lineage: Eukaryota; Metazoa; Mollusca; Bivalvia; Pectinida; Pectinidae. The record is from RefSeq and is a predicted model, not a curated record. The coding region runs from base 1 to 1299 and encodes 432 amino acids.